Molecule: messenger RNA, 2907 nt
Organism: Exophiala oligosperma
Lineage: Eukaryota; Fungi; Ascomycota; Eurotiomycetes; Chaetothyriales; Herpotrichiellaceae
Exons: 1
Coding region: 1-2907 (968 amino acids)
Biological process (GO): transmembrane transport
Molecular function (GO): transmembrane transporter activity
Source: RefSeq, a predicted model, not a curated record
AUGGUACCUGACCGCGGACCAACAACCUCAGCCGUUACCAUCGUUAUAACAGUCUUGGCCACCUUGUUCGUUGUUGGUCGCUUCUAUACAAGAAUAUGGCUGGUUAAAUCCGUGAAACAGGACGACUGGUGGAUUUUGGCAGCAUGGGUGCUUGCUGUUGGCUUCUCGGCCUCAAUAUGCACUGCGGUCAAAUAUGGCUUGGGCAAGCACAAGAACGACAUUUCUGACGAGGAUUUCAGCUCACUGCGCAAGGCCGAAUAUGCUUUCUCAAUCCUAUACAAUCCAGCCCUCAUGCUCACCAAGACGUCCAUCGUCGUAUUCUUCCUCUCCGUCAUGUCCAAGGACGUUGACCCUGUAUUCAAGUGGUGCAACUGGUUAACCCUUGUACUUGUUAAUGCCGUCGGCACGGCACUGACCUUGUACAACAUUUUUCAGUGUCGCCCAAUCGUUCAGGCAUGGGCAUAUCCUCGGUCAACCGAUGCAAAAUGCGCCGACAUAGUCACCUUGUAUCUCUCAUCAGCUCCUGUCAAUAUUAUCACAGACAUUGCCCUACUGGUCCUUCCCAUGCCGAUCCUCACCGGCAUGCGACUGCCUCGAAAGCAAAAAAUCAUCCUGCUGCUGACAUUUAGUGCUGGAGCUUUUGUGGCGGCGGUGGACGUGGUCCGCAUCGCAUAUCUCCAAAAUGCAGCGCUAAACCGGUUAAAACUGGUCAAGACCGACGGAGGCUCUAGUGGCCGUAUUGUCGAAGAGAACGAUUUCUCCUGGUACGCCAGUUUGAGUUUCAUGUGGUCGGCAGUCGAGGUCUGCACGGGGAUUAUUUGUGCAUGCGUGCCGAGCCUGAAACCACUCUUUCUUCGUUUCCUUCCACGCAUGGUCAGGGACGUCGGGGAUACCCAGAUCGGUAACGACAAGCCCAGCGUCGUCAAUCCCGGUAUGCCCAUUGGUGAUAUCUCGAUUCUCAAUAACCCAGCCGCAUUCAGGCAGCCUCAAACCAAAGAAUACCGUGGAGACGAAGAUGGAGAUCAAAUGGGCUUUCUCAACAUGCUUUCACAGUCUCCAGAUGAAGACACCACUACAGUUUCCAGGGUAUCUACGAGGUUGUCUCGGAGGAGCACCGCAAAGACAACCACUUCCGAUUUCGGGUUUGUCAAGACCUACAAGAACCGAAACAUGUUGAGGUUGUCGACAAAAGAGAGCAUCUGGCCUGUUGCUGUCAUCACCCUCGUCUUCUUCUUGUGGGGCUUGGCAUAUGGGUUUUUGAGCAGCCUCAACUCCAGGUUCCAGGAAGUGGCGAAGCUCUCUACUGGACAAGGAGUUGGGCUUCAUUCGGCUUAUUAUGCCGGUUACCUGGUAGGACCCCUUACAUUGGGCCGCUUCAUUCUCAAGAGAUAUGGCUUCAAAGCCUCCAUGAUUUCAGGUCUAUGCGUCUAUGGUUGCGGCACUCUGGUUUUCUGGCCAUCGGCAGUGCUGACCUCGUAUCCUGCCUUUGUUGUCUCGAACUUCAUUGUGGGAGUUGGUCUCUCUUGCCUGGAGAUAGCCGCCAAUCCAUAUACCUCGCUUUGUGGCCCUCUAGAAUACGCUGAAAUUCGGCUGAAUAUAUCGCAAGCAUUUCAAGCCAUCGGUACUGUAUGCUCACCUCUAUUGGCAACCAAGGUGUUAUUCAACAAUGUCCUGAAUGCCCCCUCCCUUGUGAACGUGCAGUGGACAUAUUUGGGCAUUGCCCUAUUCGACUUCGCACUUGCGGUGGUUUUCUUUUACAUCCCCCUCCCCGAGGCAACCGAUGAACAGCUAGAUGAAUUGGCAGAUCGACGAAGCGCGGCUUACCGGGCUUCUGUGGGACCUUGGAAGGUUGUGUAUGUCACCCUUGGGUUUGGAGUGUUCAGUCAAUGGUGCUAUGUUGGGCAACAAGAGUGCAUUGGUGGUUCAAUCGAAUCCUUGAUCCAGGUCGUGAAGCCGCACACCAAUCUCCACCCGUUCGAUUUCGAAACAGUAGGCCACACUGUAUUCAUGGCUGGCCGAUUCUUGACCGCAUUCCUCGACUACUUUAUCAAACCGCGUUUGGUUCUCCUAGGACUUUUCGUCGGACUCAUUGUUUGCUUAGGGCUACAAAUGCACCUCGUCGCCGAUGCAGCGGCGGCCGUUGCAAUGCUUUCAUUUUUCUUCGAGGCAGGAAUUUUCAGCAACAUCUUUGCAACUUCCAUGCGUGGCCUGGGCGGUCACACCAAAACCGGUUCCGCCUUUAUGACGGCUGCGAUAUCUGGAGGUGCUGUCUUUCCUCCCAUCAUGUGGGCGGUGUUCAACGUACGCGGUACCAAAUACGCGUAUAGCGUUCCUUUGGCGGCCGCGGUGUCCGGAAUGAUCUUCCCAAUUUAUUUGAACCUAGUACGUGCGGCCAGAGUACAGGUGGAUCCCGAGUACAAGUCCAAGUCACGCAGGCAUAUCUUCAGAAGCUUCAGUCAGACGACUUCGGAUUCGGACGACACCUUUAAAAAUUCUGGCCUUGGUCAAACCACGACAAGGCACCAUAAGACGGAUGGAGGCAUGUCUUCUAGCACGAACUAUGAAGGGCGACCUGAAAUCGAUCACGUCGAAAGGAAAUGCAGUGGUGAAAGUCGCCAGAGCCCAGCAUCUCCGAUUUUCACAUUGGACUUUGGGGAUGAAAAGAAUCAGAUGAAGCACACCCAGCCACCUCAAUCAAGACCGACAAAGGGAUACGUGGGAGAGCUGACGCUUUGGCCAGGUGACGACGAUUCUGGUGUCAGUUCUGAUACCGACAGGAGGCCACACCAGGAGGCUGCCACUGUCAACGCUCAUGAUCCAAGCGUCGCGUGUGAAGGCGAAGCUUCCGGGAAGGGUAAGAACCGUAACAGCUUGGACGAUUAUCAUGCUAUAAUGAGAGAACUUUGA